Messenger RNA from Laetiporus sulphureus 93-53, 408 nucleotides. RefSeq lists its product as uncharacterized. The record is from RefSeq and is a predicted model, not a curated record. The coding region runs from base 1 to 408 and encodes 135 amino acids. Lineage: Eukaryota; Fungi; Basidiomycota; Agaricomycetes; Polyporales; Laetiporaceae. The transcript has a single exon.
AUGAAGCCCACUGCAAGGGAGGGAAAGUUUAGGGAGGUGAAGAUCCAAAGCCAAGUUAGGGCAGCCCAAGCCCUUGCCAAGAAAAAAGCAUCAGGCAGAGCAAACUCUCCAGAUGUAGAUGUCUCGGCUUCAUCAACACUUUCAGCAGUACCAAGCAUCUCAGACAAAAUUUUCAAGGUGGCAAUUGAGACUGUGACUGAGACUGCAUCUGACUCUGGGACAACUAUGUACCCCAAAAUCCUCAUCAACAACACAACAGCAGGCAUCGAUGAAUAUGAACUGUUGACAUACGAUGACAUGAUGGAUGUAGCACCACAAGAAGAUUCCAUACUACAAGACCUUUCCACGAUUCUCUCCAAGCACUUCACGGUACUGAAGGAGGCAGUGACAACAUGGUUCAAGGCAUGA